CGAGAUGAAACCUGGAGACGAAUGAUUUAAAUAUCAUUAUUGAGUUAUAUGAUAGACAUGUUGAGAGAUACAAUACAAAAUCAAUAAAAAUGCAGGCUAAUCAUAAAGCACUCAAAAUAUACAGAUGUGGUAGAAUAUUUCUUGGACUUCUUCUGUUCACCAUUGUAUCAUGUCUGAUCACUAUGGAAUUAUUACGCCAUCAGCCUACAGUAAUCCUCUCAUUUCUACAAACAAAAAACCCAAAAGUUUUCUGCUGGGUGCUUACCACUCCUGGGAACCUUCCUAAAAAAGCAACUGCUGUUAAGAACACAUGGCUAAAACGUUGCGAUGGUGCAAUAUUUGUCACAUCCAAUCAUACUGACCCUAGUUUUCCUGCCAUGGCAUUAGGCAUACCCGAAGGAAGGGACCAUUUAAGCGACAAGUCAUUUGCAGCAUUCAAAUAUAUAUACAACAACCAUUUAAAAGACUUUGAUUGGUUUUUAAAAGCUGAUGAUGACACAUAUGUCAUCAUGGAAAACCUUAAACAUUUCUUACAGAAAUUUGACUCAACUGAUCCUUUAUAUUUUGGCCAGUAUAUUGGAAACCAAAAACAAAUACCAGUAAAACAGGGAUAUGCUAGUGGAGGAGCAGGAUAUGUUUUAAGCCAAGAGGCUCUUAGGCGGAUGCAAGAAAUAGGUACAAAUGACACUAAAUAUCAAUGUAGAAAAAAUACAGGAUAUGAGGAUGCAGAUAUAGGAAUCUGUCUUGAAAACCUCAAUGUGACUUUAGGUGUAUCACGUGACAAUAAUAACCAGAUAACAUUCCAUUCAUUCAAUCCACUAGGGGUAUUAAAUAUGGACCCCAUACUAGGCAAUAUUUACCAAUAUACCAAUGGAAACACAAAUGUGGGAAAAGAGAAGGGUGAAAAGAUAUUGAGUUCCAGUACAAUAUCAUUCCAUUAUGUGGACCCUGGCACAAUGUACCUUCUAGAUUUUCUCAUCUAUGACCUUAAUGUGCAUAAACUGAGGGGUGACAAUAGAUAUAUAUGGGAUAAUAACCCAAAGCGAACAUACAAAGACCUUCUAAGAACUUAGAAUUGCACAAGGAAAUC
Messenger RNA from Owenia fusiformis, 1090 nucleotides. Lineage: Eukaryota; Metazoa; Annelida; Polychaeta; Sabellida; Oweniidae. The record is from the annotation of a GenBank genome assembly.